Messenger RNA from Tetranychus urticae (two-spotted spider mite), 1113 nucleotides. Its product is annotated as inositol-trisphosphate 3-kinase homolog. Lineage: Eukaryota; Metazoa; Arthropoda; Arachnida; Trombidiformes; Tetranychidae. The record is from RefSeq and is a predicted model, not a curated record. Gene Ontology annotation, cellular component: cytoplasm; nucleus. Gene Ontology annotation, molecular function: inositol hexakisphosphate kinase activity. Gene Ontology annotation, biological process: phosphatidylinositol phosphate biosynthetic process; inositol phosphate biosynthetic process.
UUACUUACAUUCAUUAUAAACCAGUGGACAAUACAUUAUUUAUUUCAUUAACACUAUCAUUACCUCAUUGAAUCAGUCUGUUGAUUCAAUGAAUGUGUGCCAAAUAUUCAACAUUUCUUCAGUGCAUCUACCUAUUUAUUUCAAGUGUAUCUGUGUAACUGUGUUUCACUUGUGCAUCUAACAUUCGCCUUCACAUUAACUUGGAUUGAUCUCUAUUUCAUCUUUUUUUAAAACCUAUUGUUCAACGGACAACAUGAAACUGUUUCACCAUUCAACACCAAAUGAACAUCCUCACCAGAAAGACAAAACAGCGGUUUUUCCUUAUCAACUUGAUACAAGUAUAGCGCCUUCAACCAAAGGAAAGAGUGAUAAACUAGUUGAUUGCUGGUUAAACAUGGCUCCAACCAUUUUAAUUAGUCCAACGAACCAAGAUGACGGAAAUAAUUUUGUAUCAAACGAUAUUUCUGAAUCAGUUAAUCCUCUGUCGCCAAACAAAUCUAAUCUCUCGUCUGAUAACACUCUUAUGAUCAUCAACACUGACACUAAUAACAUUAACAACAACAAUAAUAAUAACAUUAAUAGCUUCAAUAAAACGAGGAAAACAAAUUGGAUUCAAUUAUCUGGUCACGAGAAUACCUUUGCAUUUGGUAGUCCAGGAAUCUUGUAUAAAAAAUGUAAAUCUGAUGGCAAUGAAGCUCUUGCCUACAAAUCACUAAUGGAAGAAGCAACUAUGAAACCUUUUGUACCUAAUUUUUACGGCUGCCUAACCGUCAACGGAUCAUGUUGCAUUGCCAUUGACAAUCUAUUAUACCAUUUUGACAAUCCCUACAUUAUGGAUAUCAAAAUGGGAUCAAGGACUUUUCUGGAGGACGAAGUUUCAAAUGGUGAACCAAGAGCAGAUCUGUAUGAGAAAAUGAUUAAACUGGAUCCUAGUGCCUUAUCUGAAGCAGAGAAACAAGUCAAGGCGAUAACCAAAUUGAAAUAUAUGCAACUCCGGGAGCAAUUGAGUUCCUCCUCAACUUUAGGAUUUCGUAUUGAAGCAUUCAAGGUGAGCAAGUCAACCAUGUUUGUGUAAACUGUGAGAAUAACAAAACUAGGCUAUUAUGGUUAUGA